CUGCGCAUCGAUUUUGUAUUUUAAAUGCUGCAGCUCAAGCAGAGCUCCAAACAGUCCAAGAUGCGCGCUCGUGCCUUCAUCAUCAUCCUCAGCAUCUGGUGCUGUUGCAGCGGUGCCUCUGCAACUCGGCUGCGGCGUCAGGUGGUGCAGCCGCAGUGGCUAAUGCGGCCCGAUUUGCUGCCCUCUGCCCAGGCGACCAAGGUGAAGGUUACGCCACAAAAUCUUCAAGAAGUCGCUGCCCUUCGGGCCGCCAUUUUAAGGGCGGUCAAUGAUGGCACCUACGCGGUGGACGCCAGUUCGAAGCAGUUCGUGCCAGGUGUGAGUCAAACAAGUAAACCUCGAGCAACUGCGGCACCAUUGAAAAGGCCCGUGCAGCCAGCUUUUCCGUCUUGGUGGCAACCGGGUUAGAUAGAUCCGAAAGUGCUCGAAGUUCGUUGCGUUUAGCGAUCGAAGAGAUGAGGCAGCUUUAAAAGACGACGCGACUUCAAAAACUGCAAAACAUUUCGAGAAGGAAACGGAAAAAAACAAAAAU
Drosophila hydei is the source of this 532-nucleotide messenger RNA. RefSeq lists its product as uncharacterized. The coding region runs from base 25 to 408 and encodes 127 amino acids. The record is from RefSeq and is a predicted model, not a curated record. NCBI's taxonomy places the organism in Eukaryota, Metazoa, Arthropoda, Insecta, Diptera, Drosophilidae. The transcript is spliced from 3 exons.